Molecule: messenger RNA, 3954 nt
Organism: Xiphophorus hellerii (green swordtail)
Lineage: Eukaryota; Metazoa; Chordata; Actinopteri; Cyprinodontiformes; Poeciliidae
Gene: maza
Product: MYC-associated zinc finger protein a (purine-binding transcription factor)
Exons: 8
Coding region: 1375-2724 (449 amino acids)
Biological process (GO): regulation of transcription by RNA polymerase II
Cellular component (GO): nucleus
Molecular function (GO): DNA-binding transcription factor activity, RNA polymerase II-specific
Source: RefSeq, a predicted model, not a curated record
UAUUUAGAAUCUCAACAUGAAAUGGACCUGGAAGUGGAACCGCUCAGCCGGACCAGAACCAGCAGAACUCUCGAAGCUGUUCCUCGAAGAUUCUGCUGGAUCAGAACCAGAACCCCGCAGCUCCACAACCCGUCCUGCCUCGGUUCAGCACAGCGGUUCUGGAGGUCCUGCCCCAGGUGGUUCUGAUCCAGUCUGACUACAAGCAUCAGCGCCUCAAAACAGAACCGGUCCAAAACAGACCGCUGGAUGCUGCGUCGCCUAGCAACCGGAUGCUGCCAGAGCGUUGCCAUGGAGACCAGGGCUCCAGAACCAGCCAGGACCCGGUCCGGUCAUCAGCAGCUCAUCACUCAGCCUCUGGACCCUCCGAACCGCCCGCCAGGGAUUAUGGGUCACCGGAACCGGGUCGCCCUUGCUGAGUGCUGACCGGAACCGGCUAUAUUUGUCUCGCGCUCGGAGGAAAACAGGAAGUGAUUUAUAUUUCUUUCAUUUUUUUAUUUGUGGUUUUCCUGAAAACCUGAAACUACACGAACAAAGAUCAAAAAGCUGCUCAGUAAAAGAAUCCGGCUGGUUCCGGACGGACCUGCUGAACGCUCUCUGGCCCAAACAGAACCAGAACCUAGAAUUGGGUUUUUCCUGUAUGAAGUUCGGCGAGCCGCGCGACCAGGCGCCCACGUCACGCUCCGUCCAGCUGUUGCACCUGCGCGAAUCGUUACCUUUAAGAUGCUCGAGGGAUAAAGCCUCGAACCGGACUCCAUUGCAGCCCGGAGUUCGGCCAGCCCGGCCGGACCGUCUCUGUUCAUGACCGACCGCUGCGGAGAGGUUCUGUUCGGCGCUGAGGACGGAUUAGCGUCUGGGGCUUUCUGUCGGAGGAGACCCACGGCACGAGACGGGGUCCGCGCGGAGGGAGCACGAGCCCAACCCUUUCCCUUUAAAGCGCCGACAGAGGGGGGAGAAGAGGAGAUCAAAGAGGAGGGAGGAGGGAGCGAGAAAAAAACAGAAACACCUCCUCCAGACGCCGAGGCGGAGCCACGGACCGAGCCGGGCCGCGGCGCCGCUGAGCGGGGGAGGGGCUGCAGGAAAUACCGAGGCUUGGCUCCUGCGACGGAGGCCUUCCUGGAGAUCCGAAUAAAACUAACCCGAAAAGGUCUGCAGAACAGAACCGAGCCGGUCCAACUGCCCGGUGUCUCCAGGCUGCAGCUGUUUGUAUUAAAAUGCACCAACCAUCACUGGGCCUUAGCGGACCGCAGAACCGAGCCCUGCUGGACUCUCUAAGCUGUCAGUGAGCAGGAGCCACCAGGCCCCAUAAUCGGUACCAGAACAUUUCUCCCUGGGUUCCGGGCCCUCCUCCUCCUCCCCUCUCUGCAGGCUCUCAGCAUGGACACUUCCUGGAGCAACUUCCUCUUCCAGACGACGCCGACCCAGACCCAACCCGAAGCGCCGCUUCAGGCCGAGCUGCUGCCGGACCUGACCGGGUCGGCCCAGAGUCCCCCGGCAGAGCACAUCGUGACGCCCCCGUCCACCGUUGACACGGCCGCCCUGAGCGAGGAGCCGCUGCCAGUCAAGCCGCUGCCCAAGCCGCCCCGGCUGGCCCACAUCUGCUCCACCUGCAACAAGGAGUUCAAGAACAGCUACAACCUGCGGCGCCAUCAGUCCGUCCACACGGGCGUCAAGAUGAAGGACCGCGCGACGCGGGACAAGGAGGACGGUGCCAAGGCGGGCCGGCUGGAGAAGACCACCAUCCCUCUGUCCCUGCUCCAGCUCACGCUGCCGCCCCAGCCGCUGCCCCCGGCCGGCGCCCCGGACGCCCAGCCGCUCUCCGUCUCCGUCGCCCCGGCAACCGUCACCGUGGCCUCUCCCCCUCAGCCCAUCCAGGCGGCCAUCGUUGUGGUGGGCUCCCUGGAGCAGAAUCCCAGUCCCAGCCCGGUUCCGAACCCCAACCAGGUGAGGAAGAACCAUGCCUGUGAGGCGUGCGGGAAGGCCUUCCGGGACGUGUACCACCUGAACCGGCACCGGCUGUCCCACUCGGACGAGAAGCCGUACUCCUGCCCCGUCUGCCAGCAGCGCUUCAAGAGGAAGGACCGCAUGAGCUACCACGUCCGCUCGCACCAGGGCGGUGUGGAGAAGCCCUACAUCUGUCCGCACUGCUCCAAGGCCUUCUCCAGACCGGAUCACCUCAACAGCCACGUGCGACAGGUCCACUCCACCGAGAGGCCCUUCAAAUGCACGACGUGUACGUCGGCGUUCGCCACGCGGGACCGCCUCCGUGCUCACCUGAUCCGCCACGAGGAGAAGGUGCCGUGCCACAUCUGCGGGAAGCUGCUGUCGGCGGCGUACAUCACUGACCACAUGAGGGUCCACAACCAGUCGCAGCACCACUCCUGCCACCUCUGCAACCGCAGUUUCACCACCCUCACCUACCUGCGGGUCCACGCUCAGAAGCACCACGGCCAGGAGUGGAAGGAGAGCGGCGGGGCGCGGGGGGCCUUCGGCGGGGCCAGCGCCGGCGGCGUGCUGCUCUGCCAGCUCUGCGGGGUCCAGUGUAAGACGGCCACGCAGCUCCAGGGUCACAUGGGCACCCACGCCCAGCAGGGCGACCCGGCCCCCGACCAGACCAGCGCCGAGCCCGUCGGCACCACCGGCGCCGCCGUCACCGUGGCCGGCCCGCUGCCAGUGGGGCUGCUGGUCACCGACUGCUCCGGCAUCGGCCCCCAGCCCCACAGUUAGCACGGCGGGGGCCGGGGCCAGCAGUGCUGCCAGAACCACCAUCAGGAUCCAACAUGGCUCCGUGUUCCUGAUAGCUUCCUGUUUUUCCGGGCCUGGACCAGUAGAACCUUUCUGCUUCUGACCCGCCUCUGAGACUCUCACAGACUGAACCCGGAUCAGAACCUGGUCCAGGUGCAGAACUUCUGUUGGCUAUGGAAGUGUAUUUUUAUUCUCAUCUCCAUGGUAACCAGUCAGCUGCCAUCUCCAGAACCUCUCCUGGUUCUGCUGUUUUAACCCAUUUAUGCUCCAUCUAUCAGUGUUUGGUUCUGAUGAAAUGGACCGGACUUCUACUCAGAACUCCCAGUUUGCCUUUGUUGGAGCAGGAGAAGCUCAGAAGCGAGGUUCUGCCGGGCCGGGCCGGGCCUCGGAACCUCUGGUUUGGUGUAAAUUCUCCAGAAGCGGGACGCGCGGCGAUCUUUGACCUUCAGUGACUUUCUGCCAUGUUCUGCAGUGACUCUUCUUCUGUGGUCGUGUUCAUUGAUUCAUUGAUUGAUUGUAACUGAUUAUUAUCACUGGAUUAACCUGCAGUCAGUGCAACGCUACGGACAGAACCAGCUGGAUCCACAUCGUCUAUUUAACCCGCUGCUUGAUUGGACUGGACCUCUGCAGGCAGCUGGAUCAGAACCAGAAUAGAAAAUGUUAAGAAACAGCAUCCAGUCUAGUUUUAUGGAAACUUUUAACUGCAGGAACUGCUGCUGUUCUCCUUUAAAUCAGGCAAAUAUUUUAAUUUGAAGGAGAUUAUAAAACGCUUUGAGACCAAAAAGAAUAUUGGAAUGAAUUUUAGAAUUAGUCUAUUUAAUCUAAAACUCACUAAAAUGAGAUUAAUAUGUAAAGAUAAAUAGUUUUAUAUUUGGCUAUAAAACAAAAACUCAUCAUGAGAAAAUAUAAAACUUGUUAUUGAGUUAAAAAUCUCUUCAUGUCGAGUUCUAAAUCUCAUAACAAAACCUAAAACUUCUCGUAAUUAAAUAUCAAUCUAGUUAUCAUGAGAUAUAAAAUUUUUAGUUGACACAAUAAACCCGUAAUAAGAAGAAAUCUCCUUAUUGUCAGAUUUUGUUCAAAUGAGAUUAAAAUUCUGGAUUAUCAUUUUAAUUGAAUUAAUUGAUCAGCUCUGGCAGUUAAACGUUUCUAUGGAGAAUAUUAUUAUUUGUGAGGUUUUAUUAUUUUUUGACAAUAAAGGUUUGUUUACAUGUG